AUGAAUACGAGCUCCAGGGUGAUCGGGCUACGGUACCGGCUGUGGAAACCAACCAUACCACGGUUUUCAUCGCCGAAGAAACCAUCACGAAAGACCCAGACACCGCCAACCCCUUCAAAAUUGGCAUCGCUACGGCCUCACCUUCGCACUGAUCUUCCUCCUAAGAUCAAACUGAAAGAGCUCAAGACUCGCCUUUCCCAAGCAUUAACGUCAUCGGAACCAUUCACCGCCGAUGACUUUGACAUCUUAAGCAACACUAUCAAGGAAAUCAACAAAGGCACGCCACUUUCCGAUGACGAGACCGUCGAUUUGUUCAUGGUUCUGGCAGAUGCACUUCUCGAACAGGUUAACCAACCAGGGAACCGAAUCAAAAUGCCAAAGUACUUAUCUCAAAUGAUUUCCCAAUUACUUACACGGCAAGACCUUGACACGAGAGUUUUGACAAAGUUGGUAUUGAUGGGUGCGGCUAUGACCAGUUUGCCCGUAGCUCUUAGCGGGUUGGCUCGAACUCGAGAUCUUCCGGAAGACUUUUUGGGUCAAUUAAUAAGUCAGCUUCCUCAAAGCUUGCAGACUUACGAAGACAUUGCUGGCGUUUUCCAUGAUAAACUUUACAGUCUCAAUGAUGACUACUACCGCCAGCUUAUGGCUCACAUUGAGCUGAUUUACGCUGAAGAAAAUCCCGCAGUACAUGAGUAUCUUGACUUGGAACGGAGCGUAGAUCGCAUCCAAUUGCUCAUGAACAGUCUUGUCGAACAUAGCGAUUUGAGCCAUCUUUCUACAUCGACUUUGCUACAGCUAAUGAAGAUGAUCUUCGAGUUACAGCUGGUUUCUAAUUGGCCAACAGCAUCAGCCAACAUCAAAAAGCUUUUAACAUUCUUGGAUAAUCCAGCAAAGUAUCUGGAGAUUCGCCAAGUGUUAUUUGCCCAAGCCCUCGAAGAUGAACAGUUGAUUGAGACUGUGUUGCGUUUAGCUCAUCAAGAUUUUCCUAAAUUAGCGAAAAUGCUUCGAGAGUUUGUAUCUGAACAUGAUGUGAAAUUCUCCCCAGAACUCCAGAAUCAAUGCCAGCUUUACGAUAUUGUUCAUUCUUCUCUUUCAGAGGAUGAGAAAGCCAAGCUGAUGGAAGAGGCACUGACAGAUAUCGAUCAAAUGAUGUUGGCAUUGUCUACCACUAACCUCAAUGUAAGAGGCCAUAUCUACCAAGUUCUCACCGCAUCAGUGGGCUCAUCAGCAUACCUGUACAAAUAUCUCAUUGAUAAAGCAAUUGCUGAUGAUGAUCAUGUUAAAGCCAUCAACUUAUUCGACGAUUCCCUCGAAAGGUUUACUGAAUGGGCGACGAUGACUGACCCCAGCAUUGUCAACACCUUGAAUAACUUGAUUGAAAUCUUGUGUCGCCAUAUGGACGAUGCCAUGGCGAUUUUCCCUAUCUUUACUAAAAUCAAGCAGAACAUGCUGACACCGCAGUGCUCUCCUGAAGUGAUCAAAGCUUUCGCUCAACGAAUGUUAGAGCAGGAAUUAGUGGGGGAUACUAUCGAAAUGCUCAAGCGUGAAUUACCUAAGAUGAGCCCCGACAGCCCGAUUAAAUUACCUAGUGACCAGCCGUUUGGAUACAAGUAUAACGAGUUGUUCAACGUGCUUCAUAAUUUUGCCAUCACUUAUACCAACGAACUGACUCAUGAGACGAAUUGGGUUCUUUAUGGUGAGCUUCACAAGUACUUUACCGUUCCCAAUGAAACCUACCUCCCCGCGAUGAAAUUCUUUUGUGAGCACAACAGACCAAAUGCUGCGCUCGUGAUUUUACGACAAAUGAACCAUCUUCACGGCUUGCAUGGAGACCACCAGCAUUUGCCACCCCUGAAGGACGUUUAUAAGUAUUUGUUUGAACAAUUUGGUGAUCAACUCUACGAAGAAGGGGUGAUUGAAGUGCACGAAUCGUUCAAAAUGGAUAUCAACAUCGAGCAAGCCGACCUAGAGUUGCAAAACACGAUAUUGAAUGCGUAUGCAAACCUUCAAGACGUGGCUCGUACUCGGGACUUAUUUCUCAGUCUUGUUCCUCAUGGGAUCAAUCUGGAGACCGCCACAAUCAUGCUCAAAGCUUACACUUACAACGACAUGAGCUACGUGAAAGAGUUUUUCAAUAACCUUUCCCAAUUUGACUUGGUAGCAGACGAUAAGAUAUGCCAACAAUACCUCAUAGCCCAUGUGUACCAUGGGUUAGUGGAUGAGGCCAUUGACUUUACCCAAAAAAUGGAAGACGAGUACGACGUUACUGUCACUCUGAGCACAAUCAUUGCGCUCCAUAAUUAUUGCAUUGCCCAAAACGAUCAGAAGCGUAUCGACGAGUGGGCCCAGCAAGAGUUUCCUCAACAAUGGCAAGCUGCCAGCACCCUGGGCUUGCUUCGCUCCGCGACUGACUACAUUCCCGAUACCAACUUAUUAGCCGAGCCUGUAAAUAGCUAA
Diutina rugosa is the source of this 2457-nucleotide messenger RNA. RefSeq lists its product as uncharacterized. The record is from RefSeq and is a predicted model, not a curated record. NCBI's taxonomy places the organism in Eukaryota, Fungi, Ascomycota, Pichiomycetes, Serinales, Debaryomycetaceae. The transcript has a single exon. Bases 1 to 2457 code for a protein of 818 amino acids. Gene Ontology annotation, molecular function: protein binding.